Messenger RNA from Spodoptera frugiperda (fall armyworm), 793 nucleotides. RefSeq lists its product as uncharacterized. The record is from RefSeq and is a predicted model, not a curated record. Bases 196 to 720 code for a protein of 174 amino acids. Lineage: Eukaryota; Metazoa; Arthropoda; Insecta; Lepidoptera; Noctuidae. The transcript has 4 exons.
UGUGCGUUGCGGGUGGGAUGGGUGCGCGCGGGUGUAAGGGGGGCUAGCGCCGCCGAGCGACGGCCUGUCUACGGCGGCGAGUCGGCGACACCCUGUCUGCCACGGUCGGCACCGUUGCCAUUCCGUGCGCAUUCCUAUCCGCCCGCUCCCCUCGAUGCUCGUGAGCCGCCCGCGCGCACUAAGUGGCAACAUCGCAUGCAAACUUGUUUCGUAAACGGAUGUGGCAGCGACCGGGGCAGGGCACGAUUAUCUGUCUUCUUCUACAAUGCGAAACUUUGUGCUCAGGAAAGAGAUAGAAAUGGUGGCGCUACGUGCUAUCGGCUCCCACUUGCGGCAUUUUUUCACGCCGAGAAUGAGGCGAGAUUACUGCGUAAAGCUGCGUACACAAGGGCCGAUGCACAGGACUAUGGACGUGUAGAGCCGUUAACUUAUCGCAUUAACCCAGCACCAGAUGGCCACAGGUGCGGCGUAUGUCCCACGUAUUUCCAAAAGAUCUGCGCGUUCGACCCCAAAUCCAACUCGACGUACAUAUUCGACAAUCACUGCGUAAUGGACUUGUACAACUGCAUGGAAGACAGUGCAUUUUUCCCGAUGAAAUACGAAAAAUGUUUGUACUUCGGUAACUUCGCUUACGUCCACGGAUACAAACACGAAGAUCUCGACUACGGCGAGGAACAUCUCACAGUGUUACACUCAAAAAAGAACCCAGAUUUUAUAUGAUAAUGUAUUUUUAUUUAAUUAAAUGAUUUACGUAAUAAAUGUUAUAGAGAAUUAAACCUAGUACUAAAGUACA